AUGGACCCAAAACGAACAGCUGUGCACUACAGGUAGGUACUUGGGAGGAGAGGAUACCAAUACUGAAUACUGUAAUACGUACGAGUUCGUACUAGACUAGUACUCUUACUCAGUCGUACCUCGAAUUUUACCGUGUCGUUGAAACGUAGAAAGGUGCAUCCACACUAUGGUUUCCGACUCUCAGUUCUACCGAUCCAUAACCUUUUCAGCGACAACUACUCCCUCCCUUUCCAUCAAGCAUCAGAGGCAGAAGUUUUGCAAUAACCAAAAAAGCAAGACAAUCAACAGCAAUCUGCAUAAACGGAUAUAUCACUCAGGCAUCAUGUACGGGGGUUUGUUUGGAGACUUGCCGUCGACCAAGAAGGAUGCUGCGAAAAACGACAAGGACAAAGUCAGCGACAAAGACAAUAACAGCAAAGGCGAAGGCAGUAAUGAUAACGAUGCUAAGAACCAAAGCGCGGCUCUUUCAAAAAAGAGGGGAAACAAUUUUUUGUUUGCUCCUCGGAAACAGCCGUUGCAGAAGAAGUCCGGCACAAACACGACAGAGAAAGGAUCGUCCAAGAGCAGCAGCAAUCCUUCCUCCAAUUUUCUGCAAACGGUUGGAAAAUCUGGAACCUCCAUGGCCUUCGUUCCCGCCGCCGCAAUGAAAGCAAAACGGAAGAAAGCCCCAGCACCGGCACCCCAGAAAACUAGCAAUAACGCUAGUAGCCAGAGCUGCAGCCAUUUGCCGUCCAUCGGGACAGAAACGAUAACGACUACCACCAUCACUACCACGAAACGUAAGAGCAUUCAUUCCACCGACGAAGACGAUCCAUCCAGGCCCCCCGUCGUGGUGGACAUCCACGGCACCGGAACCACUAGCGAUCAAUCCUCUUCGGCAAAGAACACAGGUCAAACCAGCGCUUCCAUCUCGGAAUCCUCCUUCGUGGCCAAAAACGACCGUAUCCUCGACCCCUACGACCCCUUCGUUCCCAACGACCUCCUGGACUAUUGGGAAACACUGGCGGCCAAGAAGCAGCGGGAAUUCCUCGAGCGCGAAACCAGGGAGGCUCUUGAAAGGCAGCAGGAGCUCCGCGAGCACCUGGAGCAGGAGCGAUCGGAGCUCCUCGGCGGGGAUAGGGGCGAACGAAUGCCAGGGCGCGGGCGGGGAAGGGGAAUCUCGAACCUUCCAUCGUGGCUAGUAGAUCGACAGGGCAGCAACGACGGGAAACAGCAGCCGGAGGAGGGGCUCGGGGGGAACCCUGCGAGACACAUGGGACGCGGGCGCGGGCGGGGGAUUUCCAAUCUUCCGGCAUGGUUGGUAGAACAGCAGCGUAGGGAAGCUGCCGAGGGGCCGCAGUGAAGGGACCCGAAAGAAGUCCGGGCUGAACGCAUACAGAGCGUGACGAAACCAUUGGAUCCAUGGACGUUGGCGCCACGGUGUAGGGCUGAUACGUUGGGGAAGCAGAGCAACGUUUCGGCUCCAAUCAUCCAUCCGCAUACAAGACCCGUGUGCAGCGUCCAAUUGCGAUUUCGGGUUGGAUGGAAGAGAGUCCGGCUCGGCGGCUUGGUUUGCACCGGUUUUCCCGAGCAGCUACAGUACCAUGUACCACCUACUAACAAAAUGAACUUGAGACU
Messenger RNA from Pseudo-nitzschia multistriata, 1617 nucleotides. NCBI's taxonomy places the organism in Eukaryota, Bacillariophyta, Bacillariophyceae, Bacillariales, Bacillariaceae. The record is from the annotation of a GenBank genome assembly.